Labrus mixtus (cuckoo wrasse) is the source of this 8420-nucleotide messenger RNA. RefSeq names its product phosphodiesterase 3A, cGMP-inhibited (gene pde3a). Gene Ontology annotation, biological process: oocyte maturation; positive regulation of oocyte development. The record is from RefSeq and is a predicted model, not a curated record. Gene Ontology annotation, molecular function: 3',5'-cyclic-AMP phosphodiesterase activity. Gene Ontology annotation, cellular component: cytosol. The transcript has 14 exons. Bases 649 to 3759 code for a protein of 1036 amino acids. NCBI's taxonomy places the organism in Eukaryota, Metazoa, Chordata, Actinopteri, Labriformes, Labridae.
UCGGAACUCGGGGGUGUGAAUGAGUCUGGAGAGCUGGCCACAAACACUUCGGAUUUACCCUCAAAACGCCGUGCAGUAACCAGACAGACACCCACUCUUAAUGUUGAAAUUCCUAAGCAGCGUUUAUCAUCGAAAGUAACAAGGGAGCCUCUGCGGUUUUAGGAGAGACCGGGAAGUGGACUAACAAUGGACACAGGGAGCGCGUUUUACCGCUGAAUGCUCGCGGAUUUGGACUGAUGUUUUGCAAAGACUUCUGCUGCUGCUGCUGCUGCUGCUGCUGUUGCACGGACCGGGCCUUGGAGGAGCCACAAAGUGACGAGGACAAAAGGAGAGCAAAAGAGGACGCAUGUGUGCAGAGAACCGGUGCCCUAGAUCUGUACAACAUCUGAGUUACUCUGUCAUUCACCUCCUCUCUAGCUGUCUCAGGCAGUAGUUUCUUCACCCGUACCUGGAAAAACAAAGAGAAGGCGUUCAGAGGAACAAAAUCUCUGUGCGUAAAGGGAGACGCAUCGGUGCGUAUUUGCUGUACUUUUCCAACAUGCGUGCAAUAAAUCAUGCUUGUUUGCUGACUAACUUAUGCCCUGUUUCAUGACCCUGCUGGUAUAGAUGUAUUACAGUCUUCCUCAUUCUUCAUAUCUGUCAUGAGUUAUGGCGAUGCCUGCAGAAUCUGACAGCACCGGUGCGCAAAACAGUACUCGUGAAAAAACCAUCAGCGCACCGGAACGCAAUGGUUAUGUGAAAACAUGUGUCAUCCCACUGUGCCGUGACCGAGAUUACGAGUCGUGGGUGAGGCUAAUGUUCACAAAAGUAUGGGGUUCCCAGAGAUUCCGAAGUGCGGUGUGUGCGGGAUCGCUCUCGGUUUUUCUCGCUCUGUUGGUCAAAUGUGCAGAUUGGAGCGCUGACAACACACUCCUGCAUUCAUCGUCUCCCCUUCACUUCGUCUCAGGCUGCGCGGCGGAGCUGUUGCAAACUUGCUGGAGUGUGCUUUCGCCAUUGUUCACCCUCGUAUGUGCCUUCUUUUGGGUCGGGGUCUACUUAAUCCGCUGCGGGGUUCUAAUCCAGACCGCCCUCUCCCUCUUAACCUUGUGCCACCUCGGAGAGGCAGCGGCGUGGUCUCUGCUGGACGGAACAGAUGAGCAGCUGCUUUCGUUCUCCACAGCAGCCGUGGUCGUGCUCGUCUGCGUGGCCACCGGCGCACUCAUGGUAGCGCGGCUGAAUCAGGGCAUAUCUGUUAUCGUUUUCAUCAGCCUAGUCAGGACUAUCUCACUCUUCUCGCUGCACAAAGUCCGGGCCACUUGGAGACCGUACGUGGCGUACCUGGUUGGAGUGCUGGGCAUCCUGCUGGCGAGGUAUGCUGACAAGCUCCUUCCCAACCAAGGGAGACACAAGGAGGGCUGCACCCCCGUGACUGGAGGCAGGGAAGAGGUCCCUGUAUUUAAAAGGCGCAGGAGGUCCAGUUCUGUGAUAGCCUCAGACAUGGCAAACAGUCAGUCCAACAGUAAGUCACAUCGCCGGACCUCUCUGCCAUGCAUCCAGAGGGACCAGAUGCUCCCCCGCUCGGAUUGGGACCACAAGAGAGGCUCCCGAGGAUCACAGUCGUCAGGCACCACUGUCAUGGUGGACAUAGCAGUGAUGGGAGAGGCCCACGGACUGAUCACAGACCUGCUGGCUGACCCUGCUCUGCCCCCCAACACCUGCACCUCACUGCGGGCCGUCAGCAAACUGCUCACCACACAACUCACCUUCCAGCCGCUGCACCGGCCACGCCCUGCUCCCCUGCUCAACCCCAGCGAUGCCUACGCCCUCUCUGACUCAGAGGAGGGACCUGAGAAAGGAGAGAAGACAUCCAUCCACAAGCGUCUGAGGCGGAGUCUCCACCCUGGCCUUCUCAGGAGGAUCUCCUCCACAUGGACCACCACCACCUCUGCCACAGGUCUGCCUACCAUCGAGCCAGGACCCGUCCGAAGGGACCGCAGUGCUAGCAUCAAACCGUACCAUGAAACACUCACCUGCAGCUGUGGGAGACCUUACAUCAAACUGAGCCAUGGGGAGGGCUCCAUGGACAAGGGAGACAGGAUACCACGGCCAGAGGACCAAGUGGUUGUGUCAUCAGACUAUGACAGCACCCACGAAGCCAACCACAGUGACAGCAGUGAUGUAGCUCAAACAGAGGAGGACGCAGAGGAGGGAAAAAACCCCGCCCAGAAUGUCAUCCUCCACCCACUAAUACCUCCGGAGGACAAACCCAUUCUGGCUCCAGAACCGUUAUUAAUGGAGGACUUAGAGCCCCUGAUGAGUCAGCUAAACAAUUGGAACUUCCCCAUCUUCACAAUGAUGGAGAAAACCAACGGGAAAUGUGGGCGCAUCCUCAGUCAGGUCGCCUACAGGCUCUUUGAAGACACUGGCCUGUUUGAAACCUUCAAAAUCCCAGUCAAAGAAUUCAUGAACUACUUCCAUGCCCUUGAAAACGGUUACAGAGACAUACCAUAUCACAACAGGGUCCACGCCACAGACGUUCUUCAUGCAGUGUGGUACCUCACAACGCAGGCUGUGCCGGGUCUGCCCAGCCUCAUAGCUGACCACAGCUCUGCCAGUGACUCAGGUGUGUCUGAUUGUACAGACUCUGACAGUGGAAUAACACACAGUCACAUGGGCUUCCUGGUUUCAAAGACCUACACUGUGUCAGAGGACGGUUACGGCUGCUUGUCAGGACUCAUACCGGCUCUGGAGCUAAUGGCCCUCUACGUGGCCGCUGCCAUGCACGACUACGACCACCCGGGCCGGACCAAUGCUUUCCUUGUGGCCACCAGCGCUCCACAGGCAGUGCUCUACAACGAUCGAUCCGUCCUGGAAAACCACCACGCUGCCUCAGCCUGGAACCUCUUCAUGUCCCGGACGGAGUUCAACUUCCUUGUUAAUUUGGACCACGUGGAAUUCAAGCGAUUUCGUUUCCUGGUCAUUGAGGCCAUACUCGCAACUGAUCUGAAGAAGCAUUUUGACUUCCUGGCAGAGUUCAAUGCCAAGGUGGGUGACGAUCCAUCCACGGGUAUUGAUUGGUCGAACGAGAACGACAGGUUGCUGGUGUGCCAGAUGUGCAUUAAACUGGCCGACAUCAAUGGGCCUCUGAAGUGUAAGGAGCUGCACCUGCAGUGGACAGAGGGCAUUGUCAACGAGUUCUAUGAGCAGGGAGAUGAGGAGUCCAGCCAAGGCCUUCCAAUCAGCCCCUUCAUGGACCGAGCAGCACCACAGCUGGCCAAACUCCAGGAGUCGUUCAUCACACAUAUCGUGGGGCCGCUGUGCAAUUCCUACGACUCGGCCUUCCUCAUACCUGGACGAUGGGUGGAACCCAGCCCAGAUGCAGAGGAGCCGGACAUAACGGAGAACGAAGAGGAAGAGGAGGAGGACACUGCGGAGGAAGACGCGUCAACCUGCUCAGAAGCAUCACAGAAAGCAGCCCCCAAGAAGAGGAGGAGAGUCUUCUGCCAGAUCACGCAGCACCUGAUGGAGAACCACGAGAUGUGGAAGAAGGUGAUCGGGGAGGAGGCCUCGAAACCGGGCCAGGGAGCAGAGUCAGUCCAUUUAAACAAUGUAGCUGAGCCCAUCCUGGCUAUUCACGAGGAGGAGGAGGAGCCAGGCAGCAGAGAGGAGCUGGUGGAGGGAGAGGAUCCAGAGGAGGGACUGGAGGAACCAGAGUGGCCUGUGUCCCCGCAGGAAGACUCUGAACCCCCACAGGAACUAGAGGAUGAGGACCCACAGUGAAAAGGCUCAUGGGAAAUAUGGAGUCGGUCAGGGCGAGGACGUGAAGACGUAUUUCUUGUUUUCUUAUCCUAUUAAAUGACUCCUGUUUUUUGCCAGCACGUCACUUAGACACAACACUGUAGAUGUUUGGGAAAUGUGUGCCUAUACAGAGAAAAACAGGGUGGGAAAGUUUGUGCUUUACACAUUUGAUCUGAAUAUCUGGUUGCACCAAACAUUUAAAGGAGCUUUCCAUAAUGCAAUACAGGACUAUUACUUGUGUACCUUGGGAUACAGACUCUUUUUGCUACUGUCGAGAGGAGAGAAAGACUGGUGGCACAGACCUCAACCCAGCGUGGUAAUACUGGACUGCAGACAUUUGCUGCCAAUUUAUACAUAAUUAUUUUCUGAAUGCAAUUAUAUAUAAACACCACAGUUACUCGUUCUUGUGUUUCAAUUUUAGCAAGAGUUUUUGAGGUCUUUCAUGGGCCAUAAUACGUUUGUUUUUUUUAAAUAUAAAAUAUAGAUUAUAAAAGGAGCCAAUCACAAGAGGGAACUUUGGCGCAUCUUCUUCCUUUCAACGUCUGCCAAAAUGAAUCACUCACCCACAGGCUUAGCACACGAAAUCAAAUAUUUAUGCAUUUUAUGUUCAAUAUUUGUUGCCAAAUUAAGUUCUUUAUACCUAAAGUGUUACCAUAUUAGCAAAGACAGUAGAGGCUACUGAUUGUGUAUGUGUGUGUGUGUGUGUGUGUGUAUGUGUGAGUGUGUCUGCCUGUUUAACGCACUUCUUCUUCUUCAGAGGACAUAAAACAAAAGUUAAGCAGAUGAUCUGCUUGGUGAGCCAUUUCUGGUUUCCAGUCCUAACAUGAAUAGAGUCAUGGAGGGUUGACCACCCCAAUUGUUGUUGUUCAGUGUUAAGCACUGAGAGAACAAACGAUUGUUGCAAGUAGUAAGGCUGUGCUGCAAACAAAACCAAAAAGGAAAAACCAGUAAACUAAAUUUACACCAACACUGCCAAAGUGUUUGAAUAUAGGGGGAAAAAAAGGAAAACGGGUUAUCAUUUAUAUACAAAAUAUUAUUAAGGACCAGUAAGAAUAAUGUAUUAAACAAUACUGAUUAAUCAAUAGGUCAAUUCAUCAAUACAGUGUCCUCUGUCUUGUCAGUGUGCUUUAUUAUAAUCUAUACUUGCUCUCAUUAUAUAUAUAAAAAAACUGCAAAUAAUUCCAAACUAAAACCCUCAGGAAAACAUCAACUGUAGAAGCAGAUAUAAAGUUGUCAACCUUGUAAAAGUCACCUUUUCCUUAUUGGCCAAGAUGACAGCGUUAGCAGCGGGAUAUGUUGUUACAUUUGUUUUACACUUCGAGUCUUUAAAGUGUCUUCUUUGGAAUUUCCCAUCAGCAAAAGGAUCGGUUAAGUUGGCCACACGUUGGCCUUAAAACUUAUGUUCCAUCUUAUACACUCUUAAGACACUGUAAACUUUGAAUGCCAAUCUCUUAGGUCAUUGUUUUUUUAUUGCCUCACAAUCAAAGUCAGAUCAGAAACACGGGCAGUGAAUGUGGUUCAUUUAAUAUCCCAUAGACCAAUAACAAUACUCACAUUAAGAAAAGAAGAUACCUUAAAGCGACGGAGGUGAUGGCAGUUGUGUAAGUGAUGAGCUGAUUGUUCUUUCGCUGGCAUGCAAGCUCUCAAAACAAACCAACAAAAAUACAUAAAACACAACAGAAACUCAGUUAUAAUUAAAUAAAUGUUCCUUUCAACAGUUAAUGAUACUGAUUGCUUAAUGCGCUAGCUGCUUUAAAAGGCAACUUUAUUGAUCCUUCAUCCAGUCAUUUCAAUGUUCAAAUAAAUGAAGGAGUGGCGUAGGUGGCCUGGUGGUUGGUGCCAGCCCAGGUUUGGGUCCAACCUGUGGCUCCUUUCCCGCAUUUCGUUCACCACUCUCUCACCCCGAUUUCUGGCUGUAUCCACUGACCAGUGGUCCAGUGGUCACUUUAAUACUUCUGCAAAUUUCCCUUUGACAUAAAAUGCAUUGUUUCUAAAAUAUACUUUGUACUUUGUAAGUGGAAUUUCACAGGAUAACAUCUGAGCAAAUAACAUGAUAACAGUGUAAAGUUCAGGAUGCAGGAUGGUGAACAAAACGUAAAGGAAAACUCCAAUGUCAUGUCUUAUUGCUAGAAGUCACAUUAUUGUCCCUGCUUUCAUCCCCAAACCCCCAAAAACAUGUGGAUACCCAGUCACACAUCCAGCAUGUUAAGGAUGCAAAUGAUUCCUCGUGAAUGUCCCACUUUUCUUAAUUCAUAAUUCAAAUCUAUAUAGACAAUGUGUUUGAGGGACCAUAAGUAGAUCAUGAGUUAGUGCAGUCCUCUACACAGAGUUGGCGUGUCUACGCUCUGUCACACAGAGUGCAGUGAGGCAAUAUGUAAUGAAUUAUCCACCGCUAAUCUUGUGGAGUUCUCAUGACCUACAUGCACAUCUGAAGCGCUGGUAUCUUGUCUCACCUCUGUAAUCUCAUCUCAUUAAACAAAACUGAAGAUGAAGAGUACACAUGUUGGCCUAUAGAGAGGACAGGAGAGGGCAAUAAGAUCAUGAGAUACAUGUGUAGAACAUCAUGUCCCUUUUUUUCUGCAGACACUGCAUUAACAUUCUCGUUCACAACGCAAUGUUCCAGACUGCAGUGAAUUGUGAAGUACAUCCAUAGUGGCCUGUUUACUGCUGCCCCGGACGCCGCUAUAGCGUGGAGGAGAGGGCGGAAAUAAACUGCAGCUCAGGCCACAUGAGGUGAAGAUAAUUGGUCCACCUACUGAUUGGAAAGGCAUUAGACGGAGAAUCAUUCUCCUCCAAACCCCCUUUGUAUGACCAAAUGUAUUUGAAACCACUGAACCACAACAACUUCUCCUUUUUUGGGGGUGUUGUGUCACUCGCUGUAUCCUGUAUACGGCAUGCCUGCAGUUUUUGGUAUUUUGCCUGCAGUUCAUUGCUAAUGAGCUGUAAUCAUCUAACAAACACAGUGACUAUUUUUUAUUAAACUUUUGUAAAAACUUAAUGAGAUAGAACUGGUGUUAUGUAAGCAAGCUAUUCAAUACAAAACUAAACCCUGUUUUUUGUGGGCAUGUGAUUGGAAGUGUUUUCUGCUUAUAGUCUGAGUACCAUCGUCCAUGACCAAUUCAGUAGGGAAGCAAAAAAGGCCGUAGUACAAUCACGGGAGACAUCAGCCCCUACAAGGCAAAUUUUAAUCAAAACUCGAGAGCUGUCUCUUCUAACAUUCAUCUGAGAAGUCGGCUCUAGACUUCAACUCCAUUCUCUCUUCUCAAUGCUCUAAGUCGGACUGUAAACAAAGGCAAUGCACGGAAAAUAACAUUUUGGCAGGAAGUUAUUUAUUGGUAACUACUGGCUACAUCGGAAGGCCCAAAAAGUUAGCCAAUACACCUCAGGGGACUAUAUCACCAUGAGAUGAUACCUGUUGGUUUCUCAGAUUGAUACAACAAAACAAUAGUCAUGAAAAUGAUCCAGGCUUUAAAUAAAAUGAGAAAACUUCCUAUCUUUGAUUCUGUUUGAGCUUUCAGGUUGUAGAAUUAAAUAUAGAAUUAACUAAAUUAAUGUGUGUGUGUGUGUGUGUGUGUGUGUGUGUGUGUGUGUGUGUGUGUGUGUGUGUGUGUGUGUGUGUGUGUGUGUGUGUGCGAGAAAUCAAGAAAAUGUGUUUGUUUCUAUUUAAAUUCUUCCAUUGGCCUCUCUUAUGUGACUCUGUCCUGUUUUCGGCUAACUCUCCCUGUUAGGUAGAGUAACAGUUAGCUCCUUUUACUGACAGGUGGGGGUGAUGAAAUAAUGAUGGGAUAAGUGAUGCAGUAAAUUAGUUCUCAGAUUAAAUUGUUAUUCGCAGAAGUUCCUAUAGCAUAUUUCUCCUUGUGCUUCCUCUUUGAUCUGAAUUGCUCAUCCUGCACCUCAGAGACCCUCACUGGCAGCCGCAGUAGUAGUAGAGAAUAAUCACACGAUGUCUCUCAGCUUUAAAGCUAAUGGGAGUCUGUCAGUAUGCCGAUGAUGUAACUUUAAGUGUGGAAUUUGUAUGCAUUUCUCCCCUUGUCACACCAGUCUUAAUUCAACACAUGCAUCGGAGCUGAAGCAGUUUAUCAGUUUUUAUGGUGUACUUUUCACGUUUUAACUGGUUUGAUUUGAUUGUCAUAGAUAAUCGCACUUGUAGCAUAAUUGUAACCAUGGGAACCAAACAAGCUUUACAAUUAUGUAAAAAAUGAAAUGAGAUGUGUAUUUUUAUAAAGUUGACACAUGAUUAAAAUAUUACGUUCUUCUCACUAGUUACUUGCACUUAUACACCACAUGUACGAAUACUUACACGGGGAAGAAUUUGUCCAAAUACACAGUAUUUGUUAACGUCAAAUAAUUAACUUUCUCGCAGGUUGAUGCUCCAUUUUGUACAAUAUACAUAUAUGCUGUACAGUGAAGAAAUUUUAAAACUACAAAAACUCUUUUAGAUAUACAUUAUUUAUUUUUACCAUUUUGUAAUUUAGACACUAUACUGUAGCUUCAAUAUUGCCAGACUUACUGGAAGUGCCUAUAUUGGUAUUAUGUAUCAUACAGUGAACAUAUUUGAAGAUCAUUAGAAGUUGUCACAAACUGAACCAUGUGGAUGUUGUAAUGUGAAUACAUUGAAUUACAAGACUAUAAUUUCUGUGUUA